Coregonus sp. 'balchen' is the source of this 10499-nucleotide messenger RNA. The record is from the annotation of a GenBank genome assembly. NCBI's taxonomy places the organism in Eukaryota, Metazoa, Chordata, Actinopteri, Salmoniformes, Salmonidae.
AUGGUGGAUAACUUCCUAGUGAGCGGUGAGGACACUUUUUUACCGUACGGUGGCUCCCCACCGGCAUAUCGCCUGUCGGACAUGGUGACUGAUGGGGGGACCUACCAGGUGAUGCCCUCGCCCUUCUCCGAGGAUGACCUGAGCGAGUCGUCCAGCCCUCGCUCCUGCUCCAGCCCCGACUCCCAAGUGCUCAGCUCCAGCUAUGGCAGCAGCUCCAGUGCCGAGAGCUCAGACAGCAUCCUGGACCUCCUGCUGUCCCAGACCUCCCUAGGCGGGGCAGGGAACGGGGCGACCAUCCCCAUGUCACUGCCCACCUUUCUGUGGGACUCACGGAGGGAUGCGCCAUCCCACCCCCACCCAGAGGCUUUGAAGGAGGAGAGCGUGGACUUUCCGGUCUGGUCCUUAGUGGACAUGGAGGAGCCGUCCUUCCAGCCCACCUUAGAGGAGAUAGAGGAGUUCCUGGAGGAGAACAUGGAGGUGGUGUCGUCCAUGAAGCAGGAGGCCCGGGAGGGGGCGUUGGGGCUGGGCCUGGAGGAGAUCUUGGGGCUGGGGGUGGGACUGGAGGUGUACAGGGAGUCCUCAUCCCCAGGGCCAAGGCCGGAGCCAGAGGCCAAGCAUUCAGACCAAACUGUGCCGACCGCGAAUGCCGCCAACAUCACCGAUACCAAAAGCACACCAGCCACAUCAUCACAGGAGUACAACGAAGGCCCGCACGACAACGGGUUCAAGAGUGGUUCAUUAUCCAGCAGGCCAGGUUCAACACAGAGCGGUGCAAAUGGUGGCAGCGCUGGGAUGCCGGUCAUCCUGCAGCUCCAGCCCAUUCAGAUCAAACAGGAACCUGGUUCCACGGUUACUCCUCCUCCUCCCCCAGUCGUCCAGCCUCCUCCUCAGCUGGCAUCAGACAUAAAAAUUGCCCAGCUGCUGGUCAACAUCCAGGGGCAUACCUUCGCCCUGGUGCCCCAGCUGCUUCCCUCCACCAGCCUCAACAUCUCCUCUAAGUUUGUGCGCAUCGCACCGGUGCCCAUCGCGGCCAAACCUCUGGGCCUCGGGGAGGUGGCGGUCGGGGGCCAGGGCCAUGGGCUGCUGGUGGGGGGUCAGAAGUUCCAGAAGAACCCGGUGGCGGACCUAAUCAAAAUGCACAAAUGCACUUUCUCUGGCUGCACCAAGAUGUACACAAAGAGCAGCCACCUGAAGGCCCACCUGAGGAGACACACGGGGGAGAAGCCCUUUGCCUGCACCUGGCCGGGCUGUGGAUGGAGGUGAGUGGGUGCUCAUUGACGACAAUGAUGAUGAUGAUGAUGUAUUACUUUAUGGAUUUUCUAUGUCAAAAAGCCUUCAGACAUUCAACGUAGUAGACAUACAGUGGCUUGCCAAAGUAUUCACCCCCCUUGGCAUUUUUCCUAUUUUGUUGCCUUACAACCUGGAAUUAUCAUUUGUAUCAUUUGUAUCAUUUGAUUUACACAACAUGCCUACCACUUUGAAGAUGCAAAAUAUUUUUUUGUGUGAAACAAACAAGAAAUAAGACAAAAAAACAGAACUUGAGCGUGCAUAAUUAUUCACCCCCCCCAAGUCAAUACUUUGUAGAGCCACCUUUUGCAGCAAUUACAGCGGCAAGUCUCUUGGGGGUAUGUCUCUAUAAGCUUGGCACAUCUAGCCACUGGGAUUUUUUCCCAUUCUUCAAGGCAAAACAGCUCCAGCUCCUUCAAGUUGGAUGGGUUCCGCUGGUGUACAGCAAUCUUUAAGUCAUACCACAGAUUCUCAAUUGGAUUGAGGUCUGGGCUUUGACAAGGCCAUUCCAAGACAUUUAAAUGUUUCCCCUUAAACCACUCGAGUGUUGCUUUAGCAGUAUGCUUAGGGUCAUUGUCCUGCUGGAAGGUGAACCUCCGUCCCAGUCUCAAAUCUCUGGAAGACUGAAACAGGUUUCCCUCAAGUAUUUUCCCUGUAUUUAGCGCCAUCCAUCAUUCCUUCAAUUCUGACCAGUUUCCCAGCCCCUGCCAAUGAAAAACAUCCCACAGCAUGAUGCUGCCACCACCAUGCUUCACUGUGGAUAUGGUGUUCUCGGGGUGAUGAGAGAUGUUGGGUUUGCGCCAGACAUAGUGUUUUCCUUGAUGGCCAAAAAGCUCAAUUUUAGUCUCAUCUGACCAGAGUACCUUCUUCUAUAUGUUUGGGGAGUCUCCCACAUGCCUUUUGGCGAACACCAAACGUGUUUGCUUAUUUUUUUCUUUAAACAAUGGCAAGGGGGAUGAAUACUUUAGCAAGGCACUGUACCUAUAGCAAACUUCCACCAUUGACCACAUAACAUGAUGAUUCUUCACAGUAUAUUGAAAUAGAUGCAAUAAUCUCAUCACACUCGUUAUCAUAAUUGUAUUCGGCAGGUGUCAGGGUUUUGAAGCUCAAGAAUUUAAGAUUUGAACAACGUUGCUUUAUGGUUAUGGCAGGUUGUAUAAAGAAUGCUUAGGUGGUUUUGAGUGAGAGACCAGUCAGUGAGCACAAGCUUUGACAAUCAUGUGUGAGAUAUGGAUUAUAGAUUAUUGUUACCGGAAGGCCUUUCUGGACGCAGUGAGGUAAUUAUAUGUCUGUCCACUAUACAGUACACGCAGGAUGUCAUGUUCCUCAAUGGAAGGAAGCCUUUGCACCACAGACCGUGACUGGCACUUGAAUUGACCUGUCUGAUGAGGUCAUCAAUUAGCGCCAGUGAGGGGCUUAAAGUGAGACUUCACAGGAUCCACAGGCCCCAUUACUUAUUAGUAGAGACUCAUUCUCUCGCAGCACCAAGCUAUCAGAUGAGGCUCAGUGUUCAUGGUGCUAAACAUGGAAUUGAGUUGCUUGUUUCCUUGUGGCUAUGUGGCUGUCACUCAACAUGCUAUUCCUUUAUUGCAGUGCCACAAUUCAUUCCCCACAGUAGCAGUGCUGUGAAUCAUUAUACAUGUCUAGCACUUAGUGAUAUUUCCCCUUGUGGAAAAGUUGGAUAACACUUCAAAUGAAGAAAAAGUAUUCAAGAAAGGAACGCAUUUGACUUGCAGAACAGCCCACCAUGGUCAUCUACAGUAUAGUCAGAAAAUAGAAAGCGAGGAAGAAAUGUAUUUCAAAUCAUUGUUUGCCUUCUUUCUCUUCUCCUCAUCAGCUUUUCCAGAGCUCUUGCAAUCUUAAUGGCUGUCAGGCUGCAUUCAAUGUGUUAAUUGGAGGGUUGUCAAGAGAUAUAAACGUGUUCCCUCAGAUUGACACUUUUUUCAGGCACCGAGAUAUCUGGGACAUGCCUCCUGUUCUGACUCGACAGCUGUGCAGUAUUGUGCAUGAGUGUGUGUUUGUGCAAGAGUCUGUGUGUGUGUGUGUGCGAGAAUAAGUGUAUGCGUUUGUGCGAGCGUGUGUGACUCUUGGCCCUCAGUACAACUGGCUGAUUUCCUGAGGACACAGGGUCAGGCGGAGAGAGUGACAGGAUCGGGUGAAAUUGGCUUUCUAAGCCAGGGGGAAUGUUAUUCAUAUGCCCUACACAGACCUCACUAAGUACAAGUGGCUAGAAGAGCAGGGACAAGCCAACACAUGGGCAAAGUAGGGAUCUGUUAGUGGUGUGUGUGUGUGUGUGUGUGUAACAGUGUGCAUUCUGUUCUGCCCUGACCAGGGAUCAAACUAGAAACCUUCUAGACAACAUCACACGCAAUUCAAAGCCAACCAUCUUAGCCAAUAGAGCAAAAGACUAGUUUGUCAUUGCGUGAGCGACAGUUGCCUUUAGAUCUCAGGGAAGGUGUGACGUCACCAAUGUAUUCCAGUCAACAUGCCACAGAUUACUUUCACAUCUACUACACGUACGUGCGUGUAUGUGUGUAUACAUGCAUGUCUACACUCUCCAUACAGCAUAUUAGUUUGUAGUGCUGAGCGAUUAGUGCUUUUUGAGGUCGGUUUGGUUUCAGUUAGAUUCAAAAAAAUUAUCAUGGUUUUCUAUUUCGGUUUCAAUAAUGUUUUUUAGGUUGAAGGCUGUAACAACACAGAAUAAAACAAUUAAUAAAAGUCCAAUGAUGGUAGUGACUGCCCAUUACUGCUUAUUAUACUGCUCACUUAUUAACCAUCAUUUAUUCACAUUAUUUUAAUAAAAUAUUUUAGUUGUUGUGUAUAUUACAUUUGUUUUAUUUGAUUACUUUAUUAUUUAAUUCCAAAUCAUCAUCUCAUUUUUAUAGAGCUGAUGCCUAUGCUGUAUGACAAAAUAUAAUAUAUAAAUCACAAUUUUAGUAGUUCUUCAAAGUAAAUAAGGCAUACUUUAAUGACUGCUGAAUACCAACUAUCAAUCACUUAGAUAAUGAUUUGUUUCAGGUAGAGAUACCUCGCGAAGCAACUGCUCUCUAUCCCUCUCAAUCUCACGUUCUUCUGUCUUCCCUCCCUCUCCCUCUCCAUGUCUGGCCCACACAGACCGGACAAGUAGGCGCGCGCAAUGGGUUGUCAUUGUAGUUAAUUACCACGUUUUCUGCGCUAAACUAUGUAUAGGGGCGGCAGGUAGCUUAGUGGGUAAGAGUGUUGUGCCAGUAACCGAAAGGUCGCUGGUUCUAAUCCCCGAGCCGACUAGGUGAAAAAUCUGUCGAGGUGCCCUUGAGCAAGGCACUUAACCCUAAUUGCUCCUGUAAGUCGCUCUGGAUAAGAGCGUCUGCUAAAUGACUAAAAAUGUAAAUGUAUAAUAUUGGCCUGUUGGAAACUACAACUCCCUACUACAUUGCACAGUUCGGGCUUGAUCUGAUUUCUCUCUAGAGAAACUGCGCAUUGAGCUUGCAGAAAAAACAACAAAUUAAAUGGAAUUGAACUGAUGUCAGUCAAUUAGUUGUUUGAAAAAUAACAACAAUUUCGGUUAAUCACUCAGCACUAUUAGUUUGUAUAGAAUCAUCUUUUUUUUAUUUUUUUUUUUACAUUUUAGUCAUUUAACAGACGUUCUGAUCCAGAACGACUAGGGUAAAAUACCUUGCUCAAGGGCAUAUCAACAGAAUUUUCACCUAGUCGGCUCGGGAUUUGAACCAGCAACAUUUCGGUUACUGGCCCAAUGCUCUUAAUCGCUAGCCUACCUACCUCGUUCCCUCCCUGAUAUGCUCAAUCAUUCAUGGACUGCAGUCCACUUCUUCUCCACUUACGCACACUGAGCAAUCUAUAUUCCUGAAAAGGCCACUGCAUCAGUCAAUUUAUUUAUGUUGACUUUGGCACCAACUUGGCAACCCGCCAGCGGCCGAGUAUUUGUAAUGCUGUUCCAGUAGAUGAGCUCGGCUGCAGCAGAAAUCUCUCUAGUAGUUAUCCAGGCAAUGCAUCUCGGCCCAACAAAGGGGGUCUUGUCUGUACACAAAAGACAGGAUUUAGUUAAGAGUGGAGGCAAGACGAUGGGUUGGGUGAAGGGGGGGGGGGGGGUGUAGAGAGGGAGAGAGAUAUAGAGAGAGAGUGGGCGAGUGAGAAAGCAUAAAGAGAGUGAGAGGGAGAAAGAAGGUAGAGCAAGAAAGAGAGAGUGUAUGAGUGAGGGGCCUGUUUCAGUUUUGCACACAAUCAGACUGAGGGAAACUGGUGUGGAAGUGAGACGAACAAUGGCUAAGCACUGAAUAGUUACCAUGACUGUGUGAUAGGAACGUCUAGGCUGGCAUACUGCUUGAAAAGGGAGAAGGAUCGGUGUGAGGUUUCUGUGCUAAGGCUGACACUCUUAGAAAAAAGAGUUCCAAAAGGGUUCUUUGGCUGUCCACAUAGGAUAACCUUUUUGAUUCCAGGUAGAACCCCUUUUUGGUUCCAGGUAGAACCCUUUUGGGUUCCAUGUAGAACCCUCUGUGAAAAGGGUUCUUCAAAGGGUUCUCCUAUGGGGACAGCCGAAUAACCCUUUUUUUCUUUCUAAGAGUGUACAGUCACACGUGCAAACAGGUAAGGGAACGUUGGGAGCACACACAAACACAUACACACACACAUGCAUGCACACCUACAGUAUACACCCUCACGUACACACAGUCUCCCAGUGUUUCUGUCUUUCUCCUGCUCUCUGUCAUAUGUCUUAUAUGUGUACACACAGCAAAAUCUAAUUAAUCCUCCACAUAUUUUCUCUGGAGCUGACAUUGCUAUCAUAGCAUCACAAGGCCAGGGGCACACACACUCCACACUCUGUUAUUCCUGUGCUUCCAGUCAGUCAGUCAGAGGAAUGAAGCAGGGGGACUCCCUGGAGAGGAAGGGGGGGGGGGGGGGUUCUUCUCAGAGUAUUGUGCCCACACACGAGGAGUAUCAUGGUUCAGGAGAAGACCCAGAUGCAGACAGUUUCGAAGUAACACAAGUUUAUUACAAAAACAGGGGGGCAGGCAAACAACAGAUCAAGGGCAGGCAGAGGUCAGUAAUCCAGAACAGAGUCCAAAAGGUACAGAACGGCAGGCAGGCUCAGGGUCAGGGCAGGCAGAGGUCAGUAAUCCAAGGCGGUGUCACAAGAUACAGAACGGCAGGCAGGCUCAGGGUCAGGGCAGGCAGAAUGGUCAAAACCGGGAAAACAGGAACUAGAGAAAAACAGGAUUAUGGGAAAAUGGUAGGCUUGACGAGACAAGACAAACUGGCAACAGACAAACAGAGAACACAGGUAUAAAUGCCCUGGGGAUAAUGGGGAAGAUGGCUGACACCUUGAGGGGGGUGGAGACAAGCACAAAGACAGGUGAAACAGAUCAGGGUGUGACAGUUGGGUCGGGGUCCGAGGGUGUAGCCGCGGGGCUUUAGCGGUGUGACAGUGCAUCCGGCUUGAUAUUCUUGGAUCCCGGUCGGUAGGAGAGGGAGAAGUUAAACCGGCUGAAAAGCAGGGCCCACCUAGCUUGCCUGGAAUUGAGAUGCUUGGCGGUGCGGAGAUAUUCCAGGUUCUUGUGGUCCGUCCACACAAUGAACGGAUCUUUCCAUUCAUCAAUUGGCCACUGCACAGUUUGGAUUGAUUGACUGAUUUUAUUUGUCAGUUAAAAAAAUACAUAUAUACACAAAUAUUUUUUUAAGUGACCGGGAUUGCACAAGUCGGGGACUUAUUUCCAUUGUGGUUCCUAUUUUGUACAUAAAUACAUAUACAAUUACACAGAUACAGACAUUACAUAGAUACAGACACGUUACAGAGAUAGAGAUGGAACAAAUGCUCAACCUCCAGAUGAGUAUGAGGGGGGAGUUUAAAUACUAUUCUUACAAGCUUGUUUGGCUGGUAGCUUAUUCUUUAGAUGUUUGGGGCUGCUGGUGAACCAUGAUGUGCAGGCAUAAUUAAAGUCAUACUGGACUGGCGCACUUGCCAGAGUCUUUAGGGUGUCUAUAGGUAGGUUUCCAACCAACUGGCGACAGAUUUUCAUGUGAAUAUUCUAAAAUCUUCAUUAAAAAUAAUAUGCCAUUUCAGUUUCCUUUAGGAAAAUUUGGCGCCGGACAACAUGACAGGGAAGAUUUUAAUUUACAGGACAUUUGAGAAAUGUAAUGGACAUCCAUAUGCAUUCAGAUCCAACCUGGCGCAGCCAGCGCCAUCAAUACAUGAGGGAUGUUGGCCAAAUGAGCCACAUUUAAAAACAUCCUAUAACAAAUUACAAAAACACUAUUCUUUGUGUUUCGAUGUGUAGCAGACACAAAACUUUAUAGCCUGUAUAUUUUUGGGUGGGAGGGGGUGGGGGGCUACUUUCCGAAAAAAAAAUGUGUCCACUUCACGGUUCAGCUGUCAGAGAUUUUAGCACUAAAUGUAUCAGGGUAUUGCAUGCAUAGGCCUAUAGGCUUAGGUGUCCACUGUAUGAUAUUAAUAUUUGAAUAAAUAAAUAUACAGUGCCUUCGGAAAGUAUUCAGACCCCUUGACAUUUUCCACAUUUUGUUACAUUACAGCUUUAUAAUACACACAAUACCCCAUAAUGACAAAGCGAAAACAGGUUUUUAGAACUUUUUGCAACUGUAGCUCAGUUGAUAGAGCAUGGCGCUUGCAAUGCCAGGGUUGUGGGUUCGUUUCCCACGGGGUGCCAGUAUGAAAAAUGUAUGCACUCACUAACUGUAAGUCGCUCUGGAUAAGAGCGUCUGCUAAAUGACUAAAAUGUAAAAUGUAAAUUUACGUAAGUAUUCAGACCCUUUGCUAUGAGACUCAAAAUUGAGCUCAGGUGCAUCUUGUUUUCCAUUGAUCAUCCUUGAGAUGUUUCUACAACUUCAUUGGAGUCCACCUGUGGUAAAUUCAAUUGAUUCGGAAAGGCACACACUUUUCUAUAGAAGUUCCCACAGUUGACAGUGCAUGUCAAAGUAAAAACCAAGCCAUGAGGUCAAAGGAAUUGUCCAUAGAGCUCUGAGACACGAUUGUGUCGAGACACAGAUCUGGGGAAGGGUACCAAAAAAUUCUGUAGCAUUGAAGGUCCCCAAGAACACAGUGGCCUCCAUCCUUCUUAAAUGGAAGAAGUUUGGAACCACCAAGACUCUUCCUAGAGCUGGCUGCCCAGCCAAACAGAACAAUCGGGGGAGAAGGGCCUUGGUCAGGGAGGUGACCAAGAACCCGAUAGUCACUCUGACAGAGCUCUAGAGUUCCUCUGUGGAGAUGGGAGAACCUUCCAGAAGGACAACCAUCUCUGCAGCACUCCACCAAUCAGGCCUUUAUGGUAGAGUGGCCAGACGGAAGCCACUCCUCAGUCAAAGGCACAUGACAGCCCGCUUGGAGUUUGCCAAAAGGCACCUAAAGACUCUCAGACCAUGUGAAACCUGAUGAAACCAAGAUUUAACUCUUUGGCCUGACUGCCAAGCGUCACGUCUGGAGAGAACCUGGCACCAUCCCUACGGUGAAGCAUGGUGGUGGCAGAAUCAUGCUGUGGGGAUGUUUUACAGUGGCAGGGACUGGGAGAAUAGUCAGGAUCGAGUCAAAGAUGAACAGUGCAAAGUACAGAGAGAUCCUUGACGAAAACCUGCUCCAGAGCGCUCAGGACCUCAGACUGGGGAGAAGGUUCUCCUUCCAACAGGACAACGACCCUAAGCACACAGCCAAGACAACGCAGGAGUGGCUUCGGGACAAGUCUCAGAAUGUCCUUGAGUGGCCCAGACAGAGCCCGGACUUGAACCCGAUCUAACAUCUCUGGAGAGACCUGAAAAUAGUUGUGCAGAAAUGCUCCCCAUCCAAGCUGACAGAGCUUGAGAGGAUCUGCAGAGAAGAACAAAUACAGGUAUGCCAAGCUUGUAGCGUCAUACCCAAGAAGACUCAAGGCUGUAAUUGCUGCCAAAGGUGCUUCAACAAAGUACUGAGUAAAGGGUCUGAAUACUUAUGUAAAUAUGGAAAAGGUCUGAAUACUUUCCGAAGACACUGUAUGUAGCCUAUAUAAAGGAAGAGAAGCUUAGGCCUAACCCCAGAGAGAUAGAGAUAUGCCAGUGGCAUGCUACGACAACGACAUAUAUUCAUUUAUGACAGAUGGCUACUGCGUCUGAUGUUGAUGUACAGAAGGAGGGUAUUUCGUACAUUUUCUAUCCAAAUAUUUUGUAUAAAGAUAAGCAUUAUAUUGUUAGAUUAUAGGAGAGGAGUUACUCUGGUAGGCCUGAAACAGUCUUCCUCACUUCAAGUUCAUCUGUCGGAGUUAGUUGGAGCGCCGGGGCCCACUGCCUUCAUAUCAUAGGCCUGUAGUAUCUAAAGCUUAAUAAUAGCCACACCAUACCAAAUCUUAACAAACGUUUUAUUAGGGUAAUAAGUAAGUCAAGCCAUUGUUCAUAGGGAAAAUACAACCAGAAGAGCGAAUAUAAACACCUCCCUCCCCCUGUGCCCAAUAAAAAAACACACAACUCUCCCUAAAGCUAAAAAAAUAGUUUUACAACCCUCCCCUAUUUUGGACCACCCCUACUCUUAGUAAAUUUCGAUCUGUCCCUUAGCUUAGCCUUAGCCAUGUGUUUUAAGCUAAUUAUUUUGCAUUGUUAGCGUUACUUUAGGGUUCAUCCAUGUACUUUAAGCUAGCUGUACAGUAACUAUUCAGCAAUGACAUAUAGUCUGGUGGUCUUUGUCAGGGAUGUUACAUAACUAGCGAGGCUUGGUGAGAUGCAGUAGGUCUUGCAAGAAAAGGGAGAAGCCCAGAUUUACUGCAAAAUAACACAUUGGUUCAAGCAGACGUGUUGUAGCCAGUCACUUAUUAUCGGAUACACUGCCCCAAGACUGCCAAAGUCAAAACGUGUCAAGCUACUUGCUGUAAAAUGACUUUUACCAUCAUGACUGUACACAAAUCUGUAUAUCCUACCAUUUCGGAAUCACUGUCUUAAACAUUUGACAAUAAUAUAGAAUUAAACUAAAAGCAAGUUCUCUUGUAUGUACAAAAAUGUAAUAUUAUGGAAACAAUAAUGUUUUAUUCUAUUCUAAAAUGAUUGACAUCUCUCUCCUAUCUGUGUGUGUCUCUCCCAGAUUCUCACGGUCGGAUGAGCUGUCGCGGCACCGGCGGUCCCACUCAGGGGUCAAACCCUACCAGUGUCCCGUGUGUGAGAAGAAAUUUGCCCGCAGUGACCAUCUGUCAAAACACAUCAAAGUCCAUCGCUUUCCACGAAGCCGGACACUGCGCACAGCAAACUGA